This is a messenger RNA of Didymodactylos carnosus, 204 nucleotides long. Lineage: Eukaryota; Metazoa; Rotifera; Eurotatoria; Philodinida; Philodinidae. The record is from the annotation of a GenBank genome assembly.
AUGGCAUACGCUGAGGAACGAGAGAAAGUAUAUGAACUCGAAGCACAGGAACUGCAACAGUUCAUCUUUUGUGAAAAUAACAACGGCUCAGUAGAGCCCGAUGGCAAACAAAAGAAGAAACCGAUUGAAAAUUUACGUGAGGAUGCUUUUUUAAAUUGUGAAAAAAUUGAAUUACAACGUUUUCCAUUUUUGCCUACUGAUUAG